This is a messenger RNA of Suillus fuscotomentosus, 1949 nucleotides long. RefSeq lists its product as uncharacterized. Lineage: Eukaryota; Fungi; Basidiomycota; Agaricomycetes; Boletales; Suillaceae. The record is from RefSeq and is a predicted model, not a curated record. Bases 273 to 1949 code for a protein of 558 amino acids. The transcript has 6 exons.
GGAGUUUCAGGAUAGUAAGGAAACAUCACCUCUAUAUCCAGAAUCGCCCGUUCCCUGGCAUACAGCAACUGGAGGAGUGUGAGGACCAGACUUUGGGCAAGAUGAUGACAAAGCUUCCUGUGGAGCAUUGACAUCCAUGCUGUACUAGUAGAUAUUUUCGUCCCUUUCGCCCCACGCGUCCUCUCAAAGAGACGCUGUCAUUCACUAUAAAGGCUGAACAAUCUGGGCAUGAUGUCCUGUUUUUCUUGAUCGCGAUAUACUGUUCCCCAGCAAUGCUGUGCUGGUUAUCCCUCGUGCUUGUCUUGGCGACUAAUGUCGCUGCGUUUACCGACUCACCCUCUCCAGAAUCAAAAGAGCCAAACGAUAUACCGUCUCAGUGCCAGGCACGUGCCUGGGUGAGAGCACCUGACAUGGUUCCUGGCGAAGUCAUCGCAGGGGAUGUCAGGAUCAAACUCAGCGGACCAUGCACUGACGCCGAGAGCUAUGCGCUAGGCUUGCGCUAUAAGGAAAGAAUAUUCUGGAAGUUGCGACGGGAAGAUGCGCCGAUUCUGGAAAGGCCCAAAUUGACGCAUAAUUGGACGGUCUCGAACAGUGAUUUGUUCCGAGUCCGGAACUUCCAGAACGUAAACUACAACGAAACAGAAUGGAGUGCGUACGAGAACUCAAUUAAGAAUAAGGACUCGUGGACUAUACACGAGGAAGAACGAAUUGCCUUUGAGAUCAAGAGUCCUCUGGCUGGUGCAGGGAGGACAGAUACAUUGUCAAGAAACUUCACGACCCGGUUCGGAAUUCUGGUACCAAAUACAAACUACCCUCCAGGAUUAGACAGUCGUGCAGGCUUCAUGUCUAAGGGGGAGCGGCUGAUUGAAUCGAUUUACGAGUACUUUGUCGAAAUCGAGUUUGGCAAUGGUACCACUUCAGAGAUACCUGCCGGAGUGACAGCCUUUACCCCGUUCUACCUCUCGAUGGAAAACAACGCACCCAGUGCUAACGUAUCUCUGUCUCCUGCACCCCCCGGUUUUAACACGAAACCAUCAGUAGACGGGUUGCGGAGUAACUACACGGUUGAAGUAUCUUUUCCUGAAGGAGCACACGUCUAUCGAAACUCAUCCGUGAAUUUUACGACCAUUGUUCAUCGGACAGGAUAUACGAAUCGGACAGACAUUCCUGUAGAGCUGUGUGCGUUCUCGGCGAAUGGCAUUGAAUGGAAUUCUCAGGAGCUCCAGAACAAAUCACAGAUGUUUAAACCAUUCAUCAAAGCAUUGGUCCCCUCCAUUAUCCACGUGGAGCAUUUGCGAUCCUCUCAAGUCGUAACCCCUCAUCCAGUACCUCGUUCCCCAUGCAGAGAGAUCAAUUUUGCGGCAACUCCUGCAUCCUUGGCUCACGAAAGCUACAUCAUUUCCACGUCCUCCGAACCGCUUUCAUUAUCCCUCCACGUGCAACACGAUGCUGUUCCAGAUUUUUCAACUUACUAUCACAAACUGGGACUUCGUAUCAGUCUGCAACUCCAUAUCGCGCCUGAUCCAUCAGAGCCAUGCGAUAAUGAAUUCGAGAAGAUACAACGAGAGAAGCAGAUUGCGGAUGCAGAUGAACUCGAUUGGGUGCCCUGGACGCCGCCAACGCAGACCAUAGCCGAUUCCUUUCCGGCGACACCAAUAUACUUCCACUACCUGUCUGACAACGCUCGCCAACCAGUAUUUGUUGAUCCGUCAGAGAUCUCUGACCUUCGUUUGAUGUUGCCCGAGGAACGCGACUUCAUUGCCCCACUCGCGCAGCCGUCUAUAAAGGUGUUUGGCAUGGGAGAAGAAAUUUCACGCAGAUAUUUCACUGACGCUAACAUAUGGUACCCGAUAUACGUUGGGGACACCUGGGUCAAGAAAGUAUUACCUAUGAUUACUAAGGAUCAGGGCGAGAGUCAUACUGUGGACCACUUGCUCGUUGUGCAGUGA